Oncorhynchus nerka (sockeye salmon) is the source of this 4168-nucleotide messenger RNA. RefSeq names its product zinc finger protein 345-like. Gene Ontology annotation, molecular function: RNA polymerase II cis-regulatory region sequence-specific DNA binding; DNA-binding transcription repressor activity, RNA polymerase II-specific. Gene Ontology annotation, biological process: regulation of transcription by RNA polymerase II. NCBI's taxonomy places the organism in Eukaryota, Metazoa, Chordata, Actinopteri, Salmoniformes, Salmonidae. Gene Ontology annotation, cellular component: nucleoplasm; nucleus. The transcript has 3 exons. The coding region runs from base 1544 to 3661 and encodes 705 amino acids. The record is from RefSeq and is a predicted model, not a curated record.
UGACAAAUACUCUACUGAGCAGCGUGAUGGUGGGUGCGUAGUGACUACAGUUAACGUCGAACAAAAGUUUUAGAUAAUUAGCUUUCUCAAUUGUUAGGUAACGUCACUACUGCUAUACCUUAUGCCGCGUUCUUGUCCUAGUCGGAACUAGGAAACUGACAUUUCCGACUUGAUAACUGGUUGAACGAGGCACGUGUAACUUAAACCAGUUUGCAAGUCUAAUUUCAGAGUCUCCUAUUUCCGACUAGGACGUGAACGCGGCAUUAGCUCUCGAAAACUAGGGAGAAGGCAGAAUGCCGCCUCGUUUUCAGGCAUUAGCAUCGCCCACUACUACAUGUGAACAAUCCCGAAGCGCUGUUAUAACGUUUAGAAACGUCAAUAAUCGCUUGUAAAUAUGGCUUUCGAAAAAUGACAUUUUAUAUUUAAUCAGCGAGAAUUAAAAAUUUUAAAAAAUCCUUCAAAUAAAAAAUGUACAUACUGUAGCAGUUUUGCAUAUAUCUAUACAGCUGGGCGCCUACAUCCAACGAAACUACACUUCCCGAGUUAGGCAUAUACAGGUGUUCAAACAUUGCUAGAUAGUUUAUUAGCCUUUUUUCUCACGUAAACAAGCGCUGUAACAUGGAGAUAUGGCCAUGUGGGAGCAUGAACCAAGCCCUAUCAAGGUGCUUACCAAUUUAACCAGACAUCAAGAGACUAGUGUUAAUGUUCAGAUUGAGUUUUGGGGUCUUUUAUACUAGCAAUAUUUCAAUCUGUUCGAUUUCGCAGUGUGGAUAAAGGUAAAAUGUGCAUGUCCCAUCUCAGAAUUGAGGUGUCUUAAUGUAACCAUGAUUGCAUUCGACCUCAGUGCAACUCGGUGUAAACAAGCGUAAGGGUAGAGACAGCAUCUUCUGGCAAGCCCUAAACUAUGUUGCUAACUUGCUAGGUAGCUAUGGUUUCACAUCCUCUGCUGUGGCUGGCUGUAUACUGUUAGGUAGUCUAAUAUCCACAGGAAAGUGUUUUACACUUCUCCAGCGUGCCAGUGGCCAUCGAAGGUGAGCAUUUGCCCACUGAAGUCUGUUACGACUCCAAACUGCAGUCAGGUCAAGACCCUGGUAAGGACAACGAGCACACAGAUAAGCUUCCCAGAGACGAUUUCUGGCAGUUUUUGAAGAAAUUGUUUGCUUGGUCUCAGAUUAUCCCACAGGUGAAGAAGCCAUAUGUGUGUUGGUGGUCCUGGGCUGACGACGUCUUUUGUGAAGCCUGUUGGACGUACUGCCAAAUUCUCUUAAAUGACAUUUGAGGUGGCCUUUUAUUGUCCCCAGCACAAGGUGCACCUGUGUAAUGAUCGUGCUGUUAAUCAGCUUCUUGAUAUGCCACACCUGUCAGGUGGAUGGAUUAUCUUGGCAAAAGAAAUGCUCACAGAUUUGUGCACAAUUUCUGGAAUAUUUUAUUUCUGCUCAUGAAACAUGGGACCAACACUAUACAUGUUGUGUUUUGUAUUUCUGUUCAGUGUAGUAGCUAGCUAAUCAGUUUACUUUUUAAAAUUUCUCUACAGCUUUGCACCAUGAUGAAUCUGGUGAUGGGGGAGGCUAUUCGUAAAAUCUGCCAACUAUUCCUAGUGACCUCCUCAUGUUUACAAAAUGAAAAUGGGAAACUGAAAACCAAGGUGGAGGAGAUGGAGGAAGAUAUGAAGACAAUAACUGAGAAGGCUGAACAUUAUAGAAUGUCUCUAGCUAAAGUAGAGGCACAAGCGGAACCGAAAGGACCUACCCAUGUUCUGCACAAUGGAAUCAUCUUUGCAAUUAAACCACUUGAUCUCCCACUGUUGCCUGGAAUGACAGCGGGUUCAGCAUUGCCAGGGAAUGUCAGUCAAGCAAACCCUGUCACUAACGCAGCAUCAGUCCGUGCAGGUCUUGCAAAAGUUUGCAGUAAACCCACAGAGACGUCUUCAUUGGAGAAUGACUCUCUGGGAGACACAGAUGGACUGAAUACAGACCUCUCCCCAAGAGACACUGAAUCCAACGUUGAGCAUAUGAGAGCUGCUCUGCCAGGGAGCAACGAGAGAGACGGCCAUGAAAGCCAGAAAAACAGCAAUACUACUAAAGGGACACGAUCCAAAGAAACCAAACGCUUCAAGUGUGAUGUUUGUGAGAAGACCUUCAGCAAGAAAGAGUUGUUGAGAGUUCACAAGUUAACGCAUACAAGACCCUUCAAGUGCGAUGUGUGUCAGAAGACCUUCACCAGGAAUGGGUUACUGGAAGCUCACAAGCUAACUCACACCAGACCCUUCAAGUGUGAUGUUUGUGACAAAGUCUUCAACCUGAAUCGCUUGCUGGUACGUCACAAGCUAAUUCACACAGGAGAGAGGCCAUUCGCUUGUGGUCAAUGUGGCAAAACAUUCAGAAUGUCCAAGCAGCUCGAACAUCACAUGGUGCGUCACAGAGAAAAAACAUUCAGUUGCAAAGUUUGCGACAGUAUAUUCCCUGCCAAGAAAGAUCUGACACAACAUCGGCUUGUUCAUGCUUUGGAGAGACCGUUCAAGUGCCUGACUUGUGGAAAGGGUUUCACAUCAAGGGCUGCGCUUAUGGGGCACGAGAGAAUCCACACCGGUGAAAAACCACACAGCUGUGCUGAAUGUGGGAAGAGUUACAGACUGUCUUAUGACCUAAGUAUUCAUAUGCGAAGACAUACAGGUGAACGUCCGCACUUAUGCUCAGAGUGUGGUAAGAGCUUUAUAACUAAAUCCAGCCUUGAAAACCACAAGGUAAUCCAUACAGGGGAGAAGCCAUUUAAAUGUGAGACCUGUGGAGCUGCUUUUGGCCAUAAAGCAAACCUUCAGAGACACCAAGUUCUUCACACAGGGGAGAGACCUUACAAAUGUAAAGUGUGUGGGAAAAGCUACCUUCAGUCCACUGACCUAAAAGCUCACAUGCACCGUCAUGGGGCAACCAAACCAUUUAUGUGUGACCUAUGUGGAAAGACUUUCAUUUACAAUUACCAAAUGAGACAGCACAAUCUAAAAUGGCACACAGCUGAAGGAGAGAACCUUCCUGGGGGAGUUGGAACCUUGACAAAGCCAUUCAGUUGUGAUGUAUGUUUGAAUGGCUUCAGCUCCAUGCUAACUCUGAAAAAGCAUCAAGAAAUUCACACAGGACAAAAUCAAUACUCUUGUUCUGUUUGCGGGAAGACCUUUGCCUAUAAAAAUACUUUGGACUAUCACAUGAAACUUCACAGUGGAGAGAAGCCCCAUGAAUGUAAAUACUGUGGAAGAAAAUUCAUUCUUAAGCAAGCUCUCAAAGGACAUGAGCGAACCCAUACAGGUGAAAAGCCCUUCAAAUGCAGUUAUUGUGACAAGACUUUCUCAGUCAACAGCAAUCUCAAAAGGCAUGAGCGAGUCCACACGGGAGAGAAGCCAUUCAAAUGUGACGUCUGCGGGAGAGGUUUCAGCCAAGCCAACAACGUCAAAGCCCACAUGCAAGUCCACACUGGAGUUAGGCCUUAUUAUUGCAAGAGAUGUGGAAAGGGCUUUUCUGACAUAAGACACUACAAAAACCAUAGCUGUAAUGGUGUGGCAGCAACACGUGAUCGGUCUCGUAAAUCUUCAGACCGCUCUUUCAGAAGUAGGAAAGGAGGUAGAGACAGGAGUGCUUGCCAUAAUGCUGCUGUGAUGUCGACUCAGUGAUAUAUUCUUGAUCAUUCACAGUGGGGCAACUUCCUGCUUUCAGACAUCAGGAAAAACAUGGAUGUAUUCAGCAGGGUGAGAAGUUCUCGGGUGAGUUUCUGGAAAGCCUCGUAGGGAAUGAGAUGCCGUAAUGCUUGGAGAUUUUGCUAUAAGUCUUAGUCAAUGUUCAUGAGCCCACAUUAUCAUGGAGACGUUGUAUAUUUCUGACUGUGUUCAAUCAUUUACAAUGUGUUAUUUUUUAAAAUGUUGUGUAAAUCCUUAAAACACCUAAUUCAUGUGAAAAUAUCAGAACUACACAUUAAUACUUUGUCCAUCAGCUACAUAGGACCGCUCAAUUAGUUAUUCAGGUGAUUGUCCUGAUUGGGCAAGAAUUUUGAAAGAAUUCUUGUUUUUAAAGGUCCAAUUUGGCUGUUUCUUUAUCAAUAUCAUAUCAUUUCUUGGUAACAAUUGAAGUACCUCAUUUUGCUUGUUUUCAAUUAAAAUGUUCAAAAAUAUAUUUUAAAAUCA